CCAUCGGAAAGUCACUUUCCGUUGGACUGUUCCCCAGGACGGUCGCGUCUUUUCGGAGCUAUUCCGCGCGCGGGCCAACCAUCACCGGGUUGAAGUGUGUCUCUGUGAGAAUAAGAAGUGCCUUCCUACGGACAAGAAGAACUGCCGCGCCAUAGAACUUUGUGUGUUAGUUAAGAGCGGCUCCAGGCUGGACCAUUAUCAUCCGAGCGAGUGUACUACUCAAAGUGAAAUUCAAUCUUCGAUCGCAUUUCGGAGUUGCGCUUCGCCCGCGAAAGAACGACUUCCCAGGAAACCGAAGUGGAGUUAACGGCUUCUCGAGUGGUUUUAUAGGUGGCACAAAUGAAGUGUUGAUAUACAAGCGGAUAUAAAGUUGAAGUGGUCUGUGAUGUUCAAAGGAAUUUCAGUAUUCGGAUGAUCGUUUCAUCCGUUUCGUGGCCAGUGAGAGAUAUGUAAUAGCGGCAGAAUACAGAAGCUGUAAUAACCACAAAAAGAUGAAUGUUACAUAACAGUAUAUGGGGAUGCAUGCCUAAUAAAAUAGUGAACCAAGUGAUACAACUCUAUAUUGAAGUGCACUGUUCGAAAACGGAAGCAGAAAAAGUGUUUCGUUCAAUUUGUUCUGACUGCUGCAACGGUCGGAGAGAACGGUGCAUACAAUGCAGCCCGUCAAAUGGGCCCUUCUCGUCACGCUGUGCGUAACGGUCAAAGGAGCAGAAAUCAGAAAUGCAAAAACGUUAGACGAUACUUUAGAUUCUUCUGUAACCACAUUAGCAAUAGAUGAUAGUCCACUAAGUAGAGCUAAGCGCAACGGAAAUUUUCGCGGAUCAUUCCGUGGACAAACCCAAUCUCAGUACUUACACUUCGGCGAAAAUCAGGACGGCAAGGCAGAAGCCGAAGCAACACAACAUGGAUCCAGAGCGGUAGUAGUUGGCUCAAACGGUAUGGGACAGGCACAGAGCCAGUCAAUGGGAGGUGACUGUGGGUCAUGCGAUGGAAGUAGUACUUACUUGUACGAUUCGCGACCGGAUCCUUUGCGAGUUCCAGAUGGCGACAGAUUGCGACUGCCAGAUGGAUACGAUUAUCGAGUUCCUGGCACGGAUGGUACUGGAGCAGGACCCGGGCAGCGUCCUGGAGCUGUGGACACUGGCUUUAGACCGGGUUCUGACAGUUUUGGACAUUUUGGACAGCCUGGUGUAUUAAGACCCGGUGAUACAGGUCGACCGGGAGAAGUUGGUGUAGAUGCGUAUGGCAGACCGAUUGGCGGAAGACCCGGUGAAGAUGCACAAGGAAGACCAGGACGUCCAGUUGAUUCGGGUGCAGGUGCUGGAGUGGACGCUUAUGGUAGACCGAUCGGCAUUAAACCAGGAGACGAUUCCUACGGACGACCAGGAGUAUCUCUAAGACCUGUCGAUUCCGGUACGGGAGCAGGUGUUGAUGCAUAUGGAAGACCCAUUAGUGGAAGACCCAGUGACGAUGGGUAUGGAAGACCAGGAGUCCCAGGACGACCUGUAGAUAUCAGCACAGGGCCUGGAGUAGAUGCUUAUGGGAGGCCAAUCAUCGCUCGACCCGGUGACGAAACCUAUGGAAGACCAGGAGUACCUUCCCGACCAAGUGACGCUGGGACAGGUGCCGGUGUAGACGCAUAUGGUAGACCUAUAACUGGACGACCCGGCGAUGAAUUAGCUGGAAGACCCGGUGUUGAUGUCGCUGUAAAACCAGGAGUCGAUUCUUUUGGAAGACCAAUUGGGCCUGAUGGCAGACCAAUUGUUUCAGAUGGAAGACCAGUAGGACCUGAUGGAAGGCCAAUCGGACCCGAUGGACGACCCAUUGGUCCAGAUGGGAGGCCACUUGGUCCAGAUGGGAGACCUCUUGGUCCAGAUGGAAGGCCACUUGGUCCAGAUGGAAGGCCAAUCGGACCCAAUGGAAGACCCCUUGGUCCAGAUGGGAGGCCACUUGGUCCAGAUGGUAGACCUCUUGGUCCAGAUGGGAGACCACUUGGUCCCGAUGGGAGACCACUUGGUCCAGAUGGGAGACCACUAGGACCAGAUGGAAGACCACUUGGUCCAGAUGGAAGGCCAGUCGGACCCGAUGGAAGACCCCUUGGUCCAGAUGGGAGGCCACUUGGUCCAGAUGGAAGACCAAUUGGACCCAAUGGGAGACCACUUGGUCCCGAUGGGAGACCUCUUGGUCCAGAUGGAAGACCAGUUAGACCAGAUGAACGACCACUUGGGCCGGAUGGGCGACCACUUGGACCAGAUGGAAGGCCACUUGGCCCGGAUGGGCGACCUCUAGGGCCAGAUGGGAGACCUCUUGGGCCAGAUGGGAGACCUCUUGGGCCUGAUGGUAGACCACUUGGACCAGACGGAAGACCACUUGGACCAGACGGAAGACCACUUGGACCAGACGGAAGACCACUUGGACCAGACGGAAGACCAGUAGGGCCUAGUCCUGGAUAUAUUCCAGGUGGACAAGUAACAUACCCAACUCCUGGCACUCAGCCAGGCACUCUGCAUCCUGGAGACACAGGAUAUCAUGGACCACAACCACAUGUUAUUGGACCAUCGCUAACUUCUAUUGGGUCUUCGGAUACAAGAGGUGUUUAUCACACGGGAGCACAUUCGGUAACUCUUCCCGGACAUGACCACACUGUUGUUAAUCCUACUGGUGGACUAACUGUUUUGGUGGGAACUGGGAGCCCUAAGCAAACAGUUAUUGGAUCUGAUAGUCGCUUAGAUGGACAUGGGCCAGUGAAAAUACUAUCAGGACCGGCCGAUGCUAGCGGACCACCCAAACAAACAGUUUACGCUCAUCCUGGCGGUGUUACUGUUUUGGUAGGAACAGGAGGACCUCAUCAAACUGUUCAUCAUUUGCCAGUAGCUAGUGGUGGUUAUGGCCAUGGAGCUACCGGUGCCGGUGUUACUACAGGGCCUCAUCCACAACAUACUGGUGCUGGUCAAUACCCAGCUGGAACGGGUCAGACGAGCACCAGCGGACAGGUAUCGAUAACUGGACAACCAGGAGUAGGAAUUAGUCAGUUUCCCGGUGGCCAACCUGGAGCAGGUGCUUCAUUACCCGGAUAUUACCCAGGAGGCCAACAUCCAGGUGGAUUAGCAACAGGGCAGUAUCCUGUUGCUCCGGGGGCACAAUUACCUGGUGGUGCUGGUGUUGGACAAUAUCCUACUGGAACAGGUACAGGAUAUUAUCCGGGAGCAGGACAACAACCAGCAUACUAUCCGGGAGGAACAGCUGCUGGACAAUUACCUGGUCAGUAUCCAUCAGGUCAGUACAUUCCUGGUACUAGCACUGGACAACUUCAAAGUGGUACAGGAGCAGGUGUAUAUCCAGGCACCGGAGGACAGUAUCCAUCUGGCGGAUCAGGGGUAGGGCAGUAUCCAAGCGGUGCACUUUAUCCAGGAGGAGCAAGUGGAUCAGGUGUUGGCCAAUAUCCAAGUGGCGGUACUGGACAAUAUCCUGGAGGACAGUUUCCAGGAACAACAGGUACGGGAGUCGGCCAAUAUCCAGGAGGAGGUGCAGCAACCGGUACAACAACAUAUCCCGGUUCUGGACAAUUACCUGGAGGAGCAGGAACCGGAGCUGGUCAAUAUCCAGGAGGCACCGGAGCUGGUCAGUACCCGGGAGGAGCUGGGGCAGGUACCGCAGCUGGGCAAUACCCGGGAGUUUCCGGAACUGGACAAUAUCCAGGAGGAACAGGGGCAGGCUCCGGAGCUGGACAAUAUCCGAGUGGAACCGGAGCUGGACAAUAUCCGGGUGGAGCGGGAGUUGGACAAUAUCCGGGCGGAACCGGAGCUGGACAAUAUCCGGGCGGAACCGGAGCUGGACAAUAUCCGGGAGGAGCCGGAGCUGGACAAUAUCCGGGUGGAACCGGAGCUGGACAAUAUCCGGGUGGAACCGGAGCUGGACAAUACCCUGGUGGAGCUGGAGCUGGACAAUAUCCGGGUGGGACCGGUACAGGACAAUAUCCGGGUGGAACCGGAGCUGGACAGUAUCCGGGGGUGACAGGACCAGGUAGUGGAGCUGGGCAAUAUCCAGCAGGAACCGGAGCUGGUACUGGGCAAUAUCCUGGAGGCAGCGGCAGUACAGUAGCAGGACAAUAUCCCGGAGGAUCGGGAACAAGUCAGUACCCCGGCGGAGGGGUAGCAACUGGAAGUGGUCAAUAUCCAGGAGGAGGUACGGGUGCUGGUGUUGGAGGAGCUGGAUAUUAUCCAGGGCAAUACCCAGGCUCCGGUACAACUGCAGGUCAAUAUCCAGGAGGAGCAGGUACUGGGACAGGCACAGGUGGGGUUCAAUAUCCGGGAAGUGGAACCGGGCAAUUACCGGGAGGUGCCGGAACCGGUGUUGGACAAUAUCCAGGAAGCGGUGCUGGAACCGGUGUUGGACAAUAUCCAGGAGGAGGUGCUGGAACCGGUGUUGGACAAUAUCCGGGAGGAGGUGCCGGAUCCGGUGUUGGACAAUAUCCGGGAGGAGGUGCCGGAUCCGGUGUUGGACAAUAUCCAGGAGGUACAGACGCUGGCACAGGUCAAUAUCCAGGAACUGGUCAAUACCCUGGAGCCACUGGUGGAGGGGCAGUACAUUAUCCAGGAGUAGCGGGUACCGGAACAAGCCAGUAUCCAGGCGGUGCUGGAGCAGGGCAGUAUCCAGGAGGAACUGCAACAGGGUACCCUAGUGGGCAGUACCCUGCAACAGUUGAUCAGUAUCCUGUUACAAUUCCUCAAGGAGGAGCUCCUGGAACUGAAACCACGGGUGUUGGACCGGCAAAUAUUCAGGUAGCAGAAGGAGAAGACGACGCAUUUUCUCAGGCAGAAUCGUCCGUCAAGGAUGGUGAAGCUAUGGCCAGUGCACAAGGACGAAAGAAUGGAGGUACCGCACAAACUCAAGUAUCAGGAACGUAUAAUGCCGGAGGGUCAUUUAGCGCUAGUGCGCAAACGAGCGAUAGUGACAGGUCGGCGCAGGCACAAGUUUCAGGCGGCAAAGAUGGUGCGUUGAGUUCUGCUCAAGGUGCGGGAGGGGUAGGGAAAUCUCAAUCCCAGGUUCAAGUGAACUCAAAGACUGGUGGAACAUCUGCCACUUCGCAAAGCGGUGGACUUGGCCAUGAAAGUCAGUCGGAGGUUGUAGCAAACGAAAAAGGUGGUUUGGCAGAUGCGCAGUCGAGUGGACCAGGCCAAACCUCAUCUCAGGCACAAAUUGGUUUCCGUCCACAAGGUGAAGAUAAUGCGCAGUUGAACAUCUUCAACGGCGGGGGACAAGCUUCAGCCCAGUCGGGAGCACACUCCGGACAAAGUCAGUCGCAGAUCAGUGGAAAUUUCAAAUUUGGAAUAUCUUAUCAUGGAGCCGCUCAAGCUGCAUCAGGAACGAAGGAACAAGUGUCACGCUACCGAGAGAAAGGAAAACAACUAUUCCAAACGAUAAAUCUGUACGGACGGAAUAAUAACGGUGCUUCCGUGAGACGAGAAUCAGAAGGAGUAGAUGCCAAUGGAAUGAGAUUACGCACGUCACAGCAGAGCUCCGUUACUGACUUCCAAAGCCUUCCGAAACCGGACGAAGAAGUCGAAUACGAGGAAGAGGAUGAUGAGUACGAAGAGGAUGAAUAUGAAGCAACUGAAAGCACCGGUCUAAUAGGAGUAGAAGCAAAAUCCCGAAAAACUUCUAGCGAUGAUGACGAGAAGAAAACAACCAUAGUGGAACUUCCUCCACCAACAGUGCCGACUGCUCCAAUCACUACAACGACUCGUCCGAAUCGAAAUUACAACAUCAAUAAUGGAAAUGGAAAGACGUUUUCGCAGAAUACACCAUCGCAGAAGCAAGCCGCCUUCGUUCCGAAUUUGGAUAAAUACCGACUGGUUCAAACACAAAACGGAAAAACUUCCGUUCACGACGCUGCCAACGAAAAAACUCCUGAUGGAUUCAGCGACAUCCCCGGUCAAACAUCGCCCAACAUCGAUACAACAACGGCAAGCACCACCACCCUCCGGGUGACAAGCUCAACGCCCAAAUACAACACUCGCUAUCUGCCCUCGAAACAUGCAGACUCCUCAGGUAACCGGAUCAACGGCUCAGGCGUUAAGCCGCCCAAUCCGGACAGCUACAUAUCGGUCACGAAGCAGGUGACCGGCAUCGACGAGAACAGCAAAGUGCCUGCCAUCCCGGGCAAGAACUACGAGUCGACCUACUACACGAAAUCGUCCACGUGUGGAUAUUUCACCUUCUCGUGCAACAUAGUCUACGGCGAAAACGGACGAAGCAAAAUUUGCAGGCCAAAACCUCCGACGAACGGAAAAUGCUAAACCAGCGCGGGAUCAGAUCAAAACAGAGCUUAUUUAACUUGCCAACACGUUCACACACAUGCACAAACAAAUGUAACUGCCAUCAAUCGUAGAAGACUUCGAUUCGAAAAACAAAACCUUUGAUAUUACUUUAAGGUGAAAGUCACUCAUUCAAUCAAACUGCCACAGCGACGUCGACGCCAAAAAUUCGCCGACACCAUAGACUUUAGUAAUAGUGCCUAUCGUCGUAAGCGAUAAGAUUUUUACCAAUAAUAAAAUACCAAAUGUUAAACCCUAGUGAUCCAAAGAUAGUUAAUAAAAAUCGUACUACUUCCAA
Armigeres subalbatus is the source of this 6615-nucleotide messenger RNA. RefSeq names its product collagen alpha-1(III) chain-like. Gene Ontology annotation, cellular component: extracellular matrix. The coding region runs from base 654 to 6299 and encodes 1881 amino acids. Lineage: Eukaryota; Metazoa; Arthropoda; Insecta; Diptera; Culicidae. The record is from RefSeq and is a predicted model, not a curated record. The transcript has 9 exons. Gene Ontology annotation, biological process: extracellular matrix organization.